AUGACCGUUCAUAACACCAGCCUCAGACCUUCCGUGUUCUUCCUGGUUGGCAUCCCGGGGCUGGAAAGCGUGCAGCACUGGAUCGCAGUCCCAUUGUGCUCCAUGUAUGCCUUGGCCCUGUUAGGGAACUGCAUUAUUCUGCUCGUGAUCUGGACAGAGCCCAGUUUGCACAAGCCCAUGUACCUUUUCCUGGCCAUGCUGGCCAUCACCGACCUGGUCCUGUCCACUUCCACCUUGCCAAAAAUGCUGGGCAUCUUCUGGCUGGGUGCCAGGGAGAUCGGGUUCCAUGCUUGCCUUACCCAGAUGUUUUUCAUCCAUGUCUCCUCAACGGUGGAGUCCGGGAUCCUGACAGCCAUGGCGUAUGACCGCUAUGUGGCCAUCUGCAACCCCCUGAGGCACGCAGAGAUCUUGAGAAUCACCGUGGUGGCCAAGAUAGGCCUGAUGGUUUUUGUCCGUGGGCUUCUCAUUAUAACCCCUUUUCCUUUCCUUCUUUGGAGGCUGUCCUUCUGCCAGGCAACUAUCAUCCCACACUCCUACUGCGAGCAGAUGGCGAUAGUAAUGUUGGCCUGCACUGACACCACCAUCAGCAGAUUGUAUGGCCUCAUCAUGGCCCUGCUCGUGGUGGCUCUGGAUGGGACGUCCAUCACCCUGUCCUACGGGAUGAUCCUCCAAGCGGCCUUUGCCUUGCCCUCGAAUGAGGCCCGGCUCAAAGCCCUGAGCACCUGUGGGUCUCACAUCUGUGUCCUCCUGGUCUUCUACAUCCCGGGUCUCUUCUCUUUCCUGGCAGACCGAUUUGGCCAGAAUGUCCCACACCACAUCCACGUCAUACUGGCCAGCAUCUACCUCCUGCUGCCGCCUAUGUUAAACCCUAUUGUGUAUGGGGUGAAAACCAAACAGAUCCGAGAGAAGGUAACGAGGGUCCUUUGCUGGAGGAGAGACUGA
This is a messenger RNA of Alligator mississippiensis (American alligator), 942 nucleotides long. Its product is annotated as olfactory receptor 52L1-like. Lineage: Eukaryota; Metazoa; Chordata; Crocodylia; Alligatoridae. Gene Ontology annotation, molecular function: G protein-coupled receptor activity; olfactory receptor activity. Gene Ontology annotation, cellular component: membrane. Bases 1 to 942 code for a protein of 313 amino acids. The transcript has a single exon. Gene Ontology annotation, biological process: G protein-coupled receptor signaling pathway. The record is from RefSeq and is a predicted model, not a curated record.